AAAACAAAAAAAAAAAAUAUCAUUUGUUUUCGUAUUAAUAUAACCUAUUUUAUAUUGAAUUAAAAAAUAUAAAUUAAUAUCGCAGAGUUAAAUUCUACAAUUCAAACAUGUCUCUUUCGCGUGUGUUACUUUUUCGUAAAUUAUGUAAUACGGAAAAGUGCUCAUUAAUUUUUAAAAGAUGUAAUUCUCAAAAUUCGAUCAAUUUAUCUGACCCUUCAGUCCAGAGAUAUCUCAGUUAUCUGAUGAUUGAACACGAAAAUCUCUCUGUUAAAUCACGUCGGGAUCCGGAAGAAGUAAGACGUCUUCAGGAGAUAAAGCCUAUUGUGCACGCGCUAGAGCAGAGAAUUUACUUGUACGAUAGCAUCGAGUCGUUAAAAGAACUAAACAAAAAGGAAGGUGAUGAUGAAAUUAAGAAAAUGAUAAAAGAAGAAGCAGGCAUUUAUCUGAAACGCGUGAAUGAAGUUGAUAGUGAACUGCAAUCCAUUUUACUAGAACCAUACUUGUCUGAAGGUGGUAUUUUACUUGAAGUCACCGCUGGCGCCGGCGGGCAGGAAGCUAUGCUGUUUGCCAGAGAGCUUUUCGAGUUAUACGAAUCUUACGCGAAUUAUAAAGACUGGGAAGUGGAUAUAGCAUCAAUUGAGGAGUCUGACCUUGGUGGCUACAGAAAAGCUUCAUUAUUAAUUCGAGGUAUGGGUGUGCCUGAGUUAAUGAGAAUGGAAGCAGGAGUGCACCGUGUGCAGAGAAUCCCGACCACUGAGAAGGGAGGGAGGAUUCAUACUAGUACAGUAUCUGUGGCAGUACUACCACAGCCAUCAGAUAUAGAACUAGAUAUUCCAGAGAGGGAUAUAACUAUAGAAACUAAACGGGCUAGUGGUGCAGGUGGUCAACAUGUCAACACAACAGACAGUGCAGUCCGCAUCAUACACAAUCCCACUGGCACAGUGGUUGAAUGCCAAGAAGGUAGAUCACAAAUUAAAAAUAAACAAAUUGCUAUGGAAAAGUUGAGAACCCUCUUGUACCAAAAACAACAUGAAGAACAAGUCGCUAGAAUUAAUUCUGAAAGGAAAUCACAGAUUGGCUCCAGCAAUAGGAAUGAGAAGAUUCGAACUUACAACUACCCUCAGGACCGUGUGACAGAGCACCGCGAGGGUGGCGGCACACAGCACAGCCUCAAGACCUUCAUGAAAGGAGAGGAACAGCUGGAAAGUCUGCAGGAAAACCUCCUACGCCACCAACGCUUCCAGGCCCUCAUGGAAGACAUACAAGAGUAUAUAAAAAAACACCAAGUUGAUACUACCAGUAAAGUGUAAGUGAUUCCUACACAUAUUUAUUUAACUAAUAUGUUAUGAUAUACACUACAAUAUAUGGUAGUAGACAUCUCAAGUAUAUUAGUAUACAAUAAAAAUAAAGUUUGUGCACUGACCAGUUUUAUGUUUAUGUAGGUACCUAAUUUUGAGAUCCAAGUGAAUGUGUUUUCUUCAGACAUCUGGAUUGCACAGGAUUUUUGUUUAUUUGUAAACUAGCAGUCAAUAGAAAUGUUUCCAUUGCUUAAUUUGUAUUAGACAUUGUUAAAUAGUUUUAUAGUUUGUGUAAAAAAAAAAGUCUGAUGUACAAUAAAUAUUUUAUUUUGUACCAAAUGAAUAAUCACAAUAUUACAGGAAAUUAACAUAAUAGAUCACAUCUACUACAUAAAUGACAGAGAUUCAAAUUACUAAACACUACAAAUAUGUUAAGGUAAUUCAAAAUGUGAUAGUUAUUAAUUUAUUAAAUAAAAGCAACCAC
This is a messenger RNA of Pectinophora gossypiella (pink bollworm), 1782 nucleotides long. RefSeq names its product peptide chain release factor 1 (gene mRF1). The transcript has 2 exons. NCBI's taxonomy places the organism in Eukaryota, Metazoa, Arthropoda, Insecta, Lepidoptera, Gelechiidae. The record is from RefSeq and is a predicted model, not a curated record. Bases 108 to 1310 code for a protein of 400 amino acids. Gene Ontology annotation, biological process: translational termination. Gene Ontology annotation, molecular function: translation release factor activity.